Klebsormidium nitens is the source of this 1817-nucleotide messenger RNA. NCBI's taxonomy places the organism in Eukaryota, Viridiplantae, Streptophyta, Klebsormidiophyceae, Klebsormidiales, Klebsormidiaceae. The record is from the annotation of a GenBank genome assembly.
CAGGCCUGUGAGCAUUGCAAGCCUUUGAUGCAUCGGUGGUGGUGCGCGAUCUGACCUAUACGUGAGAUGCUAGGUAGCCUUCUGCUAGCGGUGGUGGAGGGCCUGGCACGCCUACUAGGGCAGAAGUGCAGGAGGCUCUUGUGGUGGUCGCAGUGCAGAUGGCCGGCGGGGCGGGGGAGGGCGCGGCGGAGCUGGUAGCGGGGUACCAGCGCGAGCUGGCAGAGCUGACGUACAACAGCAAGCCCAUCAUCACGAGCCUCACCAUCCUGGCAGACGAGAACAAGCACGCCUCUGCCGCCAUCGCAGCCUGCAUCUGCCGCCACAUUCUUCAGGCGGCCCCGGCGUACAAGCUGCCGGCGCUGUACCUGCUGGACAGCAUCUGCAAGAAUCUGCGCGGCGUUGACUAUGUCGCACACUUCCGGCCCCAGAUUGUGCACGUCUUCACGUCGGCGUACCUGCAGGUGGCCCCCGCGCAGCGCCAGGCGCUCAAGCACCUCUUCCGCACCUGGACCGACGGGCGCAUCUUUGACCUGGAGGCGCUGCAGAGCAUCGACAAUGAGCUCGCCCGCAUUGAUGCCGAAGCCCCUCCGGCGCGCACCACCUCCACUCCGCCCUCUGCCGACCCGCGGCGGGCCCGGCCAACGUCGGCGCUGCCUGUGGCGCUGGGGCAUGAGAUUCAUGUGAACCCCAAGCUGCGCGAGGGGCCCUUCCCUCGGGCUAAUGCUGACGCCGCCCUUCCGCUUGGCGGCACCCUCCCCGCUGCUCCUCCGCUCCCCCCCCUGCCUGCUGUUCCCCUGCAGCCACCAGUGGCGCCGCUGCGGCAGUACCCGGAGCAUGGCCUCGCGCACGAGGAGAGCCUGCGCAGGAAGAGGAAGGGCGGCGGAAGCAAGCGCCGGCGGGGCAGCCGCGGAGGAGAGCGGGACAGAGGGCCCCCUGCCCGCGAGCCGCCCCCCUGGCCCCUGCCCGGAGCAGGCCCCCCUCGACAAGAGACAGAGUACCCCGCAACUCCAGCCAUUGCGCAGCAUGCCCCCCUCUCCGAGGGCCCUCCUCCUGGCUACGGGCCCCCCCUGGCUGCCCCUGUUGCGGUUGCCCCUUCCCCUGUGAGCGCGCCGUCGGCGGAGGCCUUCCAGCAGGCGGAGCAGCUCUUGGCCGCGCUGCACUCGCUGUUGCCCACCGCCGCAGCGCCGCCCGCUGCCCCCACCCCGCCCCUCCCGCCUGGCCCCCCUCCCCGCCCUCGCACCCCCCCUCCCCCGGGCUUCCCGCCAGCUCCGCAGGCCAGCGGCACCAGCACGCCGCCCCCGCCGACCGUGGCCCCUCCCCCCCCCCCACUGGACCUGCAGCAGCUCACCCUGCUCUCCUCCCUGCUGGCAGCACAGAUACAGCCCCCGCCGCCCCCCGGCCCCGCCCCGCCUCGCCCGGCGGCAGCUCCCCCCGCAUCAAUCGCUGCCCCCGGGCCGGCGGUACUGGAUGCAGAAGCAGGCACGGAGGAGGUGGGGCGGGCCUUUGUGGCGGAGGAGCUGCGCGUGCGGCGCGAGGGCGUGGUGGCGGCGCUCUACAGCGCGUUUCCGCACCAGUGCAAGCGCUGCGGGCGGCGCUUUGCCGAGCGCACCGAGUACAGCGCUCACCUCGACUGGCACUUCCAGCAAAACAAGCGGCGCCGCGAGCGCAAGACCGCGUCGCGCCCCUGGUUCCACCCCGCGGACGACUGGGGCGGCAGCCCGGAGGGGGGGCCGGGGCCAGACGAGAGGGAGGCCGGGGGCGGAGAGGAGGCCGCCGCAGCGGGGGUGGCGGAGGAGAGCGCGGCAGUGCCGGCGGAC